AGGGCGUUCUUGUUCAAAAAACAAAACUACCCGCGGGAGAUUGCAACACAACCUGUGUUGGUUGCUAGAAAGCAAGAUGGCUGCUCAUGAGUGGAGUAUGAGAACCUCUAGCCCGCCCUCUCACCUUCAGCUGACAUGUAAUGGCACAUAUGUCGCACUUCCGUUGGGAAGAACAUCAGUAGGUGUUUGGAGCUUGCAGAGUAUUUCAUCUAAGCCACUGGAGUUAAUUGGGCAUGGCAAGCCUAUAUGUUGCCUUUGCUUAGGGUCACAACCUCGUCCACCAUUGCUCGCCAGCUCAGCUCAGGAUUACAUCAUUGUGUGGAACAUUCAGAAAGCCAGGGAUGCAUAUGAGGAAGGUAACCAGAUUCGAGGUGUAGUGAUAUAUACAAGACCAGGAUAUGUGGAACAUAUGGAUUUCAGUCCUGAUGAUUUGUUGUUGGCAGUCUGUAUCGACAAGGAGGUGCUCAUCCUGUCCUCUCAGUCUGAGCAUCUUCACACAACAUUGGAAGGUCACACUGCUAGGGUGACAAGUGCUGAAUUUUCACCCCAUCAUGAGGCACUGGUAGUCUCCAUCUCAGAGGACAGGACAUUCAAGGUUUGGGACAUCAGCAAAAACAUUCUUGUAUACCAGUCAACAAUAAUAUCAGGUUCCCCAUUCCUGUGUCUAGCAUUGAAUCAUGAGAGUGAACAAGUUGCAAUAGGAUCCACUGAUGGGCAAGUGCGUAUCUAUGAUAUGAGUGAGGACAGUGGCUUCAGAACGCUACAUCAGCUGGACGUUGCAAAACAUUUGCAAAAGAUCCAUCGGUCAAAAUUUGCUAAAGAUCAGUACAAUGAUGAGCCAUCGACUAUAUCCAGCAAGCCAUCUUGGAAGACUCCACAAGCUGCUGUAGACAGCACCUACGAUGUUGAGGAAGAUGAUCAAAGUGAAGCAGGAUCUUCUAUCGUUGGCCUCUUCUUUCGUGUCAGACCUUCAAAAUCCCGGCCUAGUAGUGGUGUUCAACUACCCUCUUUCCUCACUCAGAAUAGCUCUGUUGUACAGGACCUUCUAGAAGUACCGCCUUUAUUGGUUGUAGGGACAACAGCCUCAAUCCUCAUUGUCAAUGCUUACAGUUAUGAUGUCAUAAGGGUCAUUGACCUUCAAGAAUCACUAGCCUCAAAACAAAGUCUUGAUGUCCCAGUCAAAACCAUAUCUUUGGUAGGAUCCUAUAGCUUCUCAAAUGCAUCUGAUGAAGAACAGAUAUGGUGUUUGGUUGGCAGUAUAUUUCAAAGUGAGGCUCACCUUCUCUCACUGAAGAAUAAUUCCACGUCUUUAGACACACCCCAUCACCUUGCUCAAGCAGUCACUGAAGGAGAAGAACUACCAGAUUUACAAAAUUUAUCUAUUACCUCAGAUGGUGAUACAGCAAAACUGGCAAAUAUAACAGUGUUAUCAAGCACACCUCUGUUGGACAAUUCACCAUUAAAGUCAGAACUUAUACCAAAAAUUAAAACAGAAACCAAAUCCAAGAAAGCUGGUACUCAAAAGAAAUCAGCGAUCCCAGAUCAACAAGCUCUCACAUUCCAUUCAAAGAUAAAAUCAUCAGGAUAUUCCCAAACAACAAGACAAGAGUUGUUUUCACCAAAAACAAAUAAAGCAAAGGGGAAAGUAACAACCAAGGUUGGAUCUGGGGCAAGGGCUCUCCAGAAGGCAUAUCCAGUGGAUGCUGAUCCUCCAUCUAAGCUGAAAGCAAAGGUGGACGUUGCUGAGCAUUCUACUCCCAUUCAUCAGAUAUCCUUUUCAGGUGAUGGCCAGCAUUUAGCAUGUGCUUUAGCACGCAAGUGCAGUGUGGUUUUCAAGAUGCCUUUGAGUAGUAAAGGAAAAUCAUUUAUUGGUCAUGACAGUGCAGUCAACUGUGUAUCCUGGAGCCAUAGCAACCAGUAUUUGCUGACUGGGUCAGAUGACAAGACCGUGAAGUUAUGGUUGAAAUCUUUAUCCGAACCAAUUUUAACAUUCCAAAAUAUCAACGAAAAGCAAAAGCAAGAGAAAACAAGUGCAGUCAAAAAAGUCAAAUCAAUGUUCAACAAGGAGAUUCGACAUGCACAGUUUUAUUACAUGGACAAGUUUAUACUGAUUGCAUGUGAUAAGGCUUUCUAUCUUUAUAAAUACAUCAUAGAUACAAGUGUGGAUGAUGUCAAAAGGUAUCAAAGUCAUUCUCAUUAUAAGUUGGUGAACUCGUACAGCUUAGCACAGGGACAGCAGCUGUCGGCUCUAAGCGCCAUCAACUCUUUCUACUCUUAUAUAAUUCUUUGUGCAGGGUCGGACAAGUCUUUAGAAGUGUUUGAUAUGAAUGUCGGCAAGAGUGUACGUGUGACGAACAACGCACAUGAGCGCACAGUGCAUGUUGUCAAGCAGAAUCAAGGGUCAGCGUAUGUCACUCAUCCUUCAUCAGCUUACGAUUUGUUUGCGACUGCAGCCAUCACGGAUGGCAUUAAAAUCUGGGACUUGCGCACGAACAGGUGUGUGAAGAGAUUUGAGGGACACCAGAACCGAGUUCAUCCUUGUGGGCUGUCUUUUAGUCCAUGUGGGAAGUACAUUGCAACUGGAUCAGAAGACAAAUCUCAUAUCCCAGGUGGUACAAACGUACAUGUGUUAGGUAUUAAACAGGUGGCCAGUAUGCCUGUACUUUCUGGAGUUUAUUUUUCAAGUUGUUCUUUUCCUGUUGUGUUAACUUGUGCAUGA
Messenger RNA from Anneissia japonica, 2719 nucleotides. RefSeq names its product WD repeat-containing protein 27-like. The transcript has 23 exons. The record is from RefSeq and is a predicted model, not a curated record. Gene Ontology annotation, molecular function: protein binding. The coding region runs from base 77 to 2719 and encodes 880 amino acids. Lineage: Eukaryota; Metazoa; Echinodermata; Crinoidea; Comatulida; Comatulidae.